Molecule: messenger RNA, 420 nt
Organism: Racocetra fulgida
Lineage: Eukaryota; Fungi; Glomeromycota; Glomeromycetes; Diversisporales; Gigasporaceae
Source: the annotation of a GenBank genome assembly
AUGAAUGAUAAAGGCAAACGUAAAGCUACUAAAUAUCUUGAAACUGAUGGAAAUUUGCGAAUGUUUUGCAAAUUAUGUAAAGCGGCAAAGUUUGAUAAUGCAUUUACUCGAGGAACUAAUAUCUUUAAGAAAGAUAUUGUUAAAUGGCAUGAUGAAAAAGAUCUAAAGCAUCAAAAAGCAAAGGAACAGUUUUCAACAUUAGUACUUCAUCAAUUAAAUGAUACUGAUAUGAAAAUCAUAUGGCAAAUGAAAUGUGUUUAUUUUGCAGCUAAAAAGCAUCUUUCUUUUAAUGUAUAUCCUGAUUUAUAUAAUCCUCAAAUACUUAAAAUUUCUGCACUUAGUUUAGAAGAAUCUUCGGAAUACAAAGAUUAUGGAACCUAUUUAAAUUAUGUUGCAGCUCGAAAUUUUGCUAUAGCAAUC